This is a messenger RNA of Lates calcarifer (barramundi perch), 2111 nucleotides long. It is a transcript of the gene tnmd, whose product is annotated as tenomodulin. NCBI's taxonomy places the organism in Eukaryota, Metazoa, Chordata, Actinopteri, Centropomidae. The record is from RefSeq and is a predicted model, not a curated record. The coding region runs from base 111 to 1010 and encodes 299 amino acids. The transcript is spliced from 7 exons. Gene Ontology annotation, biological process: negative regulation of angiogenesis; negative regulation of endothelial cell proliferation.
CCUUCAGCACACUCCCAAAUUACAGCACAGGAAUGAAGCUUUGCCUUGCAGAGCGUUAGUAUUUUCCCCAGCUGAAAGGGACGGAAAGAUUCCUCCAGUGAGCUUGCAUCAUGGAGGCUAGCAGUCAAUCCAGCAGUCAACAGAUUCUGUGGAAAGAUGUUGAGGCGGUAAAGGAGAAGAAGGCAAAGUACCACACCUACCAGCGGGUGGCUCUAGCUCUGGCUCUGGUCUUUCUUGUUUUGGCUCUCUGUGUUUUCAGCCUGAGGUAUCUGUGGAGCCCCAGUCUUGGGAAGGUGUAUGACCAUCAGUACAAAGCCGUGUUGGAUGGUGUAGAGACAGAGAGCAUGUUGGAGAUUGACCCAGGUCAGCGCAUUGAGAUCUUCAGAAUGGGAAACGGGAGCGAUGAGGUGCUGGAGGUGCAUGACUUCAAAAAUGGAAUCACUGGGAUCCGGUUUGCCGAACAUCAGAGGUGCUACAUCAGGACCCAAACUAGGAAACUACCCACGGUGGCAGAGGUGAAGGCUGAGGACACGGAGUUGCGGCAGGUGGAUGAGACUGAGGCCAUGGAUAUGAAGGUGGAGGACUCCCAAGUGUGGGUUCCUGCAGAGGAGCCCAUCGUUAACCCAGCCUUCCUCCUCGACUCCAAGAUCUGGGAGAUUUGCCAGGAGCUGCCCAUCCACUGGAUCCAUCCCUCCCCUCUGAGUGAUGCUGAGGUGGGAAAUGUGGACACGCCUGACGCAGAGGUCACAGGUCACCGUUUUGCCCGUGACGUCCUGGACCAUCCCGCCGUCAACGACUAUAGGGAUGUUGGAAUCGAGCUGGACAACCGUCUGGAUGAGCGCGGCUACUGCUGCCAGCACUGUCGCCGUGGUUACCGCUACUGCCGCCGCUACUUCGAGCCCCUGGGUGGCUUCAACCCAUGGCCUUACUACUACCAAGGAGGCCGGGUCAUCUGUCAGAUUGUCAUGCCGUGCAACUGGUGGAUCGCCCGUAUGCUGGGGAGGAUCUGAGGAUGGGGGAGGGUUGGAGCGAGCACCGUCUGGGAUUUUAACUGUGUGUGUGUGUGUGUGUGCAAAUUCUCCUCAUGAUAAAUAUUCCAGACCACUUGAGAGACCAAAGCAGUCCAUUGCACACACAAUUAUUAUCCAAUCUGAAAGUUGGCCCAUUGAGUAUUCAUCAGUCUAAACAGUCUAAAUGGCAUUUGAAGUGUUUAGAUUCUUUCUAAACAGUCAUUGGUGGUUUACAGCUGUCUAAUUUUCUUUGCUUAUCUACCUAUUUGGUCUCCUUGCUAUUUGAUCCUGUUGAAUGGGUGCAAUUUAGUUUGGAAGAUGUCACCAGAAACUAAUCUGCCCCAAAAAGUACUUGAGCACCGUCUGCUCUUACUUUGUUGUGCUCCAUUUUCUUUACUCUAUAGGUUCAAAAGAGUUGUUCUACCUUUACUGUGGUGCAUUCAUAUUAGACAUUUAAUUAUCUUUUUGUGAUCAUUUUCUUUAUUCUUGCUUGUAUAAGUAUCAGAUAAAACCUCUGUCUGUACCCACUAUGAGAUACACACAAACAAUUAAGUGGUGGUGGUCAAUAUGACACAAUAAGACACCAGGUACAAAUAUACACAAAUUAAGACAAAAUCAGGGAAAGACCCAAACAGUUCUUUCUUGUUUUUGGCAUCAUGUUAAACUAAGGAAGUACAGUAUAAUUAAAGAUGCACAGACCUCAGCCUGUCUUUUGUGAUGUACUCGCUGUUGUGUUAUCCUCCAUUGUGUUCACUGUUGUUGCAAUCCUCAGAAUGCUUUAAAUAGUGCUUCUGUUCAAACAGUUUCCUCUUUGCUGAGGCGAUUUUAAUCUGCAACGCCGCAUCUCAAUCUGUCGAGUCGAAACAACUCUCAUCUGUAACUAACGGAUAAGCAAGCGAGAUAGGCAUUUGUAAUUGGUGUUCUGUCAUCAGAAUAACAAGGUGCAUAAAUACCCAAGAGUAUUCAAGCUACGCGAGAUGUUCCAAAGUUAAACAGAGAGACAAAAAUGGAGUGCUCUUGUCAUCUUUUGCUUUGAAGUCUCAUGUAUGUUUCUAUCUCUUUCCUGAUUUUUUUCCAAUUAAAAUUUUAUUGUAUGAAUAA